CUUCAAAGAUGCAAGUGAUCCUUUUGGGCCUGUGUUUUCUAAGUGUCAUCGGGGCAGUGCCACAAAAAGAAAAUAACAAAAACCGUGUUCCAGUUCACUACUUUGACAAGGGAAAAAAACAAGAGGUAUAUCCUAAAAGAAACGUUAUCCAAAAAAGUGACAAAUCCCAAGAUGUUUCUGCUGGCAAACAAACAGUGAUUAAAGAGCAAGGCACUGAUAGUAGCAAGAUUUCCCAUCAUGACCUGGAGGAUACCAUUUACGCUGAGUUCAUUGGAAAUGCCAAAACUGACCAUGGGGAGAGUGUUAUUAAGGAUCCACCUGACCAAAAAGCACAUGGUGUCAUUCUCAUUAACAAAAAUGGCAGAAAAUAUGCAAAUGCUCUAAGACGCUGGAUAGUGGAGGAAACUGAACAGAAUGAAACUGGGAAUUCCAUUCACAAUAAACUUAAGGAACUUAAGUAUUCUGAAGCCCAAGGCAAAGGAGAUGAAGACAUUGCUAUCCAAAACCAAAAUAUUUCAGAAGACCACAGAACUAUUAGUCAUGUCCAAUAUAUCAAUGAUCACUCAAAACUGACUCCAAAACACAUAAAGUUUCCAUAUGAUUUUGAAGGCAGUGGUCAAGGAAAAGAGGACAAUGACUUUUCUCCUUCCAGUAGAGAAAUAGUUGUUCCUGACACAGAAACCAUAAAUGGUUACACAAGUGUUCCACACCCAGACAAUAAUAAUGCCAUUGACCCCAACUCUAUACUUCUCAUAGGAAAAGAAGGCAAUAAUGAAGUUCCAGAAAAAGAGGUAUAUGACUUGAAUUCCAAUGGUAGAACAUCUACUGGAGACGUUGUUGGAACUGAUAGCAGGAAAACACCAAGAAAAGAGAACAGCAUCACUGAUAACAAAAUUGUAAGAGAGAGUAAUGCUAUUAGAGGAGGUACAAAUUACAGAGAACUUCCUGGAAAAGAAGGAGAAGCCAACACAAGCAAUACUUAUCAGGAGUCAGUAGGAAUUCAUCCCUCUCAAGGAUCCAUGCGAAAGCAAAACAUUGGCCAACAUGCUAGGGAAGGGAGUAAUGAUAUAAUUGAAGGCAAAGAAAUUUCUAAAUAUGGCAAAGAUAAUACUAAAGCAGGUAUAGAAAGUUCUAAGAGAGACCAAAAGACCAAAAAUGAUAAAGGAAAAAAAUUUGGUAAAGAAAAAAGUCAAGGUUUACCAAGUCCAUCUAAUGAUCACACCCACCCCUUAAAAGCAGAAAAUGAAAGAAAAAAUGAGGAAAAUGUCCACUAUGGCUACAAUAAAGAGAGAAGUAUCCCCAAACUCCCUAGUAAUAUCAGAAAAAAUCAUUAUGCAGCACACAGAAGGCUCAGUUCUACCAAGAGUCAUCGUGUACCUGGAAGGAAAAGAUUCUGGGGUCAUACAAAUUCCCAUUCCAAUAAGAAAUUUAAACCUCCUAAAAGAAAUGAUAGCAGUGAUUCAACUUCCAGUGACUCAAGUGACAGUGAUAGUGACCAAUCCACUGAAUAUUUUCAAAGUGGUAAUGGGAAAUAGUCACCAAUUAGUUUGGAGAGAUUAGAGCCAUCUAACCGUGAAGACAGUGAUUAAUUAUUUUAUUAGGACACUAGGUCUUCUCAGGGUUAUUUCCAAUACUAUAAUGUCAGAUAGUAAGGGAAUCUUUUCAAAGCUGGGUAUAAUUUGAUUUUAAUUUCUUUGAAGGAGAAAGCCUAAUAUAAAAUAGAAUGGCUUGAAUAGGUAAUAUUUUAUUUUAUCUUAUUGUUUGCCUGAGUCUUAUAAAAACCAGAAUGUUAAAAAAUCUAUUGUAAUUUACUAAAAUUAAAUACUUUAUAAGG
Messenger RNA from Sarcophilus harrisii (Tasmanian devil), 1834 nucleotides. RefSeq names its product matrix extracellular phosphoglycoprotein (gene MEPE). Lineage: Eukaryota; Metazoa; Chordata; Mammalia; Dasyuromorphia; Dasyuridae. Gene Ontology annotation, biological process: biomineral tissue development. Gene Ontology annotation, molecular function: extracellular matrix protein binding. The transcript is spliced from 2 exons. Gene Ontology annotation, cellular component: extracellular matrix. The record is from RefSeq and is a predicted model, not a curated record. Bases 9 to 1535 code for a protein of 508 amino acids.